CAAUCCAAAAUUGUGGAUUUUAUUUUAGUCCAUCCGCAGGUUCUAAUUUAUCUACACCGUCCUUCCAUGGCUCGCAUUUGGGAGCAAACUUUGAGAGAGGGAGACAGGAAAAACAGGAAAGGUGAGCAGGGCGCGUGUGAGUGUGACUCCGAAAAAAAGGUAAAACCGGGUACCCGAUUCAGACACAGUACCAUGUAACCACCACAGAAAAAGGCUCGCAGUCCGAGGUAUAUGCCUUAAAAAACUGCAAACCCAGAAACACACCCACGAGACAAAUCUCCUCCUCAGAUCAGAUCUGGUUCCGCCUAGAAGUACAAGGAGAAACAAUCGGUGCGUCUGUUCCCAUAUUGUGGCGUUGGAAAAGGGUUGGUUUUGUUUUGGUUUGAUAAUGGAGCAGAAGGGUUUGUUGGUGUCGGCGUUGAGUGUCGGCGUGGGAGUGGGUGUGGGGCUGGGUUUGGCCACCGGACAGAGCAUCACCAAAUGGUCGUCCUGUAAUUCGUCGUCCAACGUUAUCACUGCUGAUAAAUUGGAACACGAAAUCCUUAAACUCAUUGUUGAUGGUCGUGAAAGCAAAGUCACUUUUGAUCAAUUCCCUUACUAUCUCAGUGAACAGACACGAGUUGUAUUGACAAGUGCUGCAUAUGUCCAUUUGAAACAUGCUGAAGUUUCUAAGUUUACUCGAAACCUCUCCCCUGCAAGUCGAGCCAUCUUACUCUCCGGACCUACAGAACUUUACCAGCAAAUGCUUGCAAAGGCAUUGGCUCACUACUUCGAGGCCAAACUGUUGCUUUUAGAUAUAACUGCCUUUUCCCUAAAGAUUCAGAGCAAAUAUGGCACCACCGUUCAGGGUUUUAGACGAUCCACUUCAGAGUCAACAUUGGAGAGAUUGUCUGGCUUAUUUGGAUCCUUUUCAAUCCUUCAACCCAGGGAACAACAAAAAAUAGGUUCAUUACGAAGGCAAAGUAGUGGUGUGGAACUUGCAUCACGCGGAAAGGAAGGAUCUCCCAGUCUCCCGAAACUUCGAAGAAACGCCUCUGCUGCUGCUAACAUUAAUAACCUUGCAACACAAGGCAAUGUUGAGAAGCCAGCUCCCCUUAAGCUCAUGACCAGAUGGCCUUUUGAGGAGAAACUUCUUAUACAGUGUCUGUAUAAGGUUCUUCUAUAUGUAUCGAAAGCGAGUCCCAUUGUUUUAUAUCUUCGUGACGUAGAUAGGUUCUUAUCCAAGUCAAAUAGGGUAUAUAACUUGUUCCAGAAAAUGCUACAAAAGCUGUCAGGCACCAUUUUGGUUCUUGGUUCGCGUACUACCGAUUCAAGCAACGAUUAUAUCGAGGUGGAUGAUAGGCUCUCUGCUCUUUUUCCAUACAAUAUCGAGAUCAAGCCACCUGAAGAUGAAUCUCAGCAUGUCAGUUGGAAGUCUCAAUUGGAAGAGGAUAUGAAGAAGAUCAAGGUUCAGGAUAACAGAAACCAUGUAAUAGAAGUUCUUUCAGCGAACGAUCUUGACUGUGAUGAUCUCGACUCGAUCUGUGUUGCUGAUACCAUGGUUCUCAGCAACUACAUAGAAGAGAUUGUGGUGUCUGCAAUUUCUUAUCAUCUAAUGAACAACAAGGAUCCUGAAUACAGAAAUGGAAAACUGAUCAUCUCGAGCAAGAGUUUGUCCCAUGGAUUGAACAUAUUCCAAUCAGGAAAAUCCAAUGGCAAAAACACUGUACAGCUUGAAGCACAAACUGAAGCUUCAAAGGAGUCGGGGGCGGUGAAACCCGAAGCAAAAGCUGGUGCCGCAGCUCCUGAAAACAAAAGUGAAGCAGCGCCUGCAGCCGUGGCGAAAACUGAUGGAGAGGCUACUGUUCCAGCUGCAAAAGCCCCUGAAGUUCCACCAGACAAUGAGUUCGAGAAACGCAUUAGGCCAGAGGUUAUACCAGCGAACGAGAUUGGUGUUACAUUUUCUGAUAUCGGCGCCAUGGACGAGAUAAAAGAUUCUCUUCAGGAACUCGUAAUGCUUCCCCUUCGAAGGCCAGAUUUAUUUCUCGGAGGGCUUUUGAAGCCUUGCAGAGGCAUAUUGUUGUUUGGACCUCCUGGAACUGGAAAGACUAUGUUGGCCAAGGCCAUAGCCAAAGAAGCCGGAGCAAGCUUCAUUAAUGUAUCGAUGUCAACCAUAACUUCCAAAUGGUUUGGAGAAGACGAGAAGAAUGUUCGAGCUUUAUUCACAUUGGCAGCCAAAGUCUCUCCCACCAUCAUAUUUGUAGAUGAGGUUGAUAGUAUGCUCGGGCAGAGGACGAGAGUCGGUGAGCAUGAGGCAAUGAGAAAGAUAAAGAAUGAGUUCAUGGCUCAUUGGGAUGGACUCUUGACAAAUUCAGGGGAGCGUGUGCUGGUUCUUGCAGCAACAAAUAGGCCAUUUGACCUCGAUGAAGCCAUCAUUCGACGGUUUGAGAGAAGAAUAAUGGUGGGGUUACCAACACCUGAAAGUAGAGAAAAUAUAUUGAGAGCUCUCUUGGCGAAGGAAAAGGUGGAAGAAGGACUAGACAUGAAGGAGCUUGCAACAAUGACAGAAGGAUAUAGUGGAAGUGAUCUCAAGAACUUCUGCAUGACGGCUGCUUAUCGACCCGUUCGGGAACUAAUCCAGCAAGAAAGACUAAAGGAUAUGGUAAAAAAAACAAAGUGCUGCGGAGGCACAGAAUGCAGUAGGGGAUGCAGCAGGAGAUGGCAAAGAAGAAAGAGUAAUCACCCUCAGAGCACUAAACAUGGAGGACUUCAAACAAGCAAAGAAUCAGGUUGCAGCCAGUUUUGCAGCAGAAGGAACAAUGAUGAGUGAAUUGAAGCAAUGGAAUGAGCAAUAUGGGGAAGGAGGAUCAAGAAAGAAGCAACAGUUGUCUUAUUUCCUGUGAGGUUAGGCCAUGAAUGGCUGUGAUUUGCUGCAACUCUUAGGGCUCUCUUAUUUCCAUGUGAGGAAGCUUUGUUUGUGUAAAUAUGAGGAAAGCUUUGAUUUGUUCCAUUUCUAUGUGGCUCUGCUCUGGGAAUUACAUACCCAACUAGUUUCUUUCAAUCGGCUGGUGCUGGAAUCACAGCAAACCAAAAGCCUCUUUUUUGUUUUUUGUUUAUGGUUCUGAGUUCCUUAUCUUUUAUAUAUUUUGUAUCAAAUUGUUUCUUUU
Messenger RNA from Cucurbita maxima (winter squash), 3146 nucleotides. Its product is annotated as calmodulin-interacting protein 111-like. The record is from RefSeq and is a predicted model, not a curated record. Bases 389 to 2809 code for a protein of 806 amino acids. Lineage: Eukaryota; Viridiplantae; Streptophyta; Magnoliopsida; Cucurbitales; Cucurbitaceae. Gene Ontology annotation, cellular component: mitochondrial outer membrane. Gene Ontology annotation, molecular function: ATP hydrolysis activity; ATP binding. The transcript is spliced from 16 exons.